This is a messenger RNA of Pocillopora meandrina, 2599 nucleotides long. The record is from the annotation of a GenBank genome assembly. Lineage: Eukaryota; Metazoa; Cnidaria; Anthozoa; Scleractinia; Pocilloporidae.
UUCUAGUAAGCCACAAAGCGAGCAAGUCAACAUGUGGUCACCACGUUCUUAUAUCGUUAUCCUGUGUCUCUUUGCUGUUGCUCUACCAGUAAGUUUCUUUCAUUCUCUUUUCUUAAUCUAUUGAUAACUCUGUAGCUUUUCCAUCAGAUUUAGGCCAAAGAGCAAACCUGAUGUCUCCAAAAAAAUCUCCGUACCCUUGGAGGAUUCAAAUCUCAGAUCUUGGAAUCUCGUGGCUCCAUAGGAGCACCACAAAAUUCGUUUUUUGUGUUAAGUCAAACACUAGGUCAUCUGUGAUAAGUCUCCUGAAUGCUGAUCACUUGGUGAUCUUUUGAAAAUCAAAGAAUGGAAUUUUUAUUGUAUUGAAAAUAAGCUUCAUUGUUGAGAAGAAUACAUGUACACAUGCCAUGUAGAGAUGUGGGCAUUAACGAGAUGAAUCAAUGCAUGGUCUAAAAUCAGUUCGCUUCUUUCCCCUACUCUCCUCAUGAUCCUUACCUUUUUCUCUACAUCCUUAACUAACUAGUGUGGUUUUAUCUUGUAUCAAACUUAUCGAAGUGGCUAAAGCCGAGCAAAAUAGUCAAGAUCGCUUGAGCUGCGAAUGGACAGCAUUCUAAAGCCGAAAUUAUUUUUCACGUUUUUCACUUAAUCUAAUUUGCUUUUUUGCCAAAAUGGAUCCUUCUUUUGGAUUUUUAAUUACUUUAAACGUUAACGGAUUUUUUUAAAAUUAUUUUCCUUAGGUUUUUCUGGAGGCAACUGAUCAUAAAAAAGAAAAACGUUCUGUGGAAUGUAAGGUGCGAUAUUUAAAGAUAUGCAUUUAAAUAACAUCGAUCUACCAAAGUAGACUAAUUUAUUUCGUACUGGUUCAACUCCCAGGGUUUCAGUCAUCAUAAAGUAUUUUUCUUAUUAUUGCUAUGCAUUUCUUUGUAAGCUAAUAAGUUUGUUGUACUAUUGGGGUUAACCAGCCUCAGUCAAUCGCGCAAACGGAGGCACCAGGAGUCUGAUCAGGAACUUUUAUUCACUCUCUGAAUAUAUAUCUGUCUCUUUAAUUCAGCCCGCUGAGUACAUGCUUCUAAAUAUCCAUCAGUAGGCAUAUUUGGGCUUACGGGAAAACUGAGAUUGGCAGAGUAAUCAUAGAACGCUGACCCAGACAAUUUCACGAGAAUUUCCAUAUGAACAACAACGUACUUGAAAAACAACUAAUCUUCGGGAAUUAAAACUAAAACAAAACUUCCCGUGGAGGAAUCUCAGCGAGGUCGGGGACAAACCCAAACACGACUAGCGAUGACGAUUAUCGUACGAGAAUUCAGCCCUAUUAUAUUACAACAGUCAAGGACACAUUACUCAAAAGGUAAAAAUAAAAAUGUGAUCUUGCAGCACCGAUAACAAACCAAGGCUCACAAGACUCACAUAAGGAUUUCAAGUUAAUCUAACAGGCCUUAACAAUUCCCAAACACUUAAUAAAAACAUUCCUAAUUUUAAUAGUUUCCAAACACUUCUAAAUUAAGUAGUUCAUAACAGGUGCAUCUGUUUUUUGUUCUCAGGAGAAGUAAUGCACAAUAGGUUUGGGAGAUUAAAAGUUACCGGUCGAGCUUUAUUUGUUAUCUAUGGUUCAUUUUCGUAAACUUGAGACCCAUGAGAAUUACAUCACUGGUGCAAAAUAUAUCUCCGAGUCUCCUGUUUUGACGACAAAAGAACAAAAAUUAGAGCUAUGCGUUUCUAUGAGCUCAGAAAAAAAUACGACACUCCUGUCUAUUUUCCUGCAUACAGGUCGACACCUCUUAUGGAUUCGUAUUUCCAAGAAAAAACCCCCACGUGUUCGUAUUGUCUGCUGGGCCUAGGAGCAUUUCUUUUAGUCCAUAUUAUGUGGAAAAUCGUAAAAUGUAAUAUUUCUUGAGAUGUUUCGAUCUAUUUUUAGGGAGAUAAUUGCCCAAAGUCAAACACUGUCGAACUCAACCCAUUUCGCCCUAAGUCCUGCGUUGAGUAUUAUGUUCCUGGUAAGACAACGUGUGGUAUUUACCGGCUCUUUGACGACUAUGGCAAUAGCUUUCCAGCCUACUGUGACUUCACGUCCGAGCCUGGCACUGCGUGGACCCUAGUUAUGUCCUACAACCAGAAGAAUAGGGGUUUACCCCAGUUCUCCAAGACUCCGUUUAAGUUUGACGCUCCAGUCAACGAAAAUUCCCAAAACUGGAAUGUCUACCGCUUGGGUCUGUCUCGCAUUAGGUCCCUUGCAGCCCACUCCACUCAUUGGCGAGCAACCUGCAGCUACCCAAGCCAUGGUGUCGAUUUUACAGACUACGUUCGUGGUAACUUUAAGGAUUUCAACGUUGUCGACUUUCUUGGAAACGGUGAGUGUAAGGAGGUGGAAUACGUUAACAUACGCGGGCACCGUGGUGUACAUCUGACAGCCAAAUUCUGGCAGGCAGAAAACACUUUAUCCUUACACAUCGACAGCAGUGCUGCCGGCUGCGAAUUUAACCCGACAGCUGGCGCAGUAGUAAGUGAAGACAACUUCGGGUUCUAUGCAGCCAUCAACCACAAGUUCCGCUGCACUCGAGGAGAAGGUUCAACUACUCAGUGGUGGUUCGGUUCCCAUCUGUAG